Neofelis nebulosa (Clouded leopard) is the source of this 2181-nucleotide messenger RNA. RefSeq names its product prolyl 4-hydroxylase subunit alpha 1 (gene P4HA1). The coding region runs from base 222 to 1826 and encodes 534 amino acids. Lineage: Eukaryota; Metazoa; Chordata; Mammalia; Carnivora; Felidae. The record is from RefSeq and is a predicted model, not a curated record. Gene Ontology annotation, molecular function: protein binding; L-ascorbic acid binding; iron ion binding. Gene Ontology annotation, biological process: peptidyl-proline hydroxylation to 4-hydroxy-L-proline. The transcript is spliced from 15 exons. Gene Ontology annotation, cellular component: endoplasmic reticulum.
GUAGCGAGGGCUGCAGUCGCCUCCUCCCUAGCGCUGCCGUCGCAGCCUAGAGGUUAUAAAAGGGCUAACUGGCUCCCUCUGCUGCCCAGUCGCGCCGCCAGCGGGCUGAGGGGAAGGAGCAGGUAUCGGGCCCAAGAGCAGGCUACAGGGGACUGAAGAACGCGCCGCCCCUCCCGCCCCACUUCCCAGGUGUGUGAACCUGAAAAAUUAAGUCUUCCAAGAUGAUCUGGUAUAUUUUAAUUGUAGGGAUUCUACUUCCCCAAUCUUUGGCCCAUCCAGGCUUUUUUACUUCAAUUGGUCAGAUGACUGAUUUGAUCCAUACAGAGAAAGAUCUGGUGACUUCCCUGAAAGACUAUAUUAAGGCAGAAGAGGAUAAAUUAGAACAAAUAAAAAAAUGGGCAGAGAAAUUAGAUCGACUAACUAGCACAGCGACAAAAGAUCCAGAAGGAUUUGUUGGGCAUCCUGUAAAUGCAUUCAAAUUAAUGAAACGUCUGAACACUGAAUGGAGUGAGUUGGAGAAUCUGGUCCUUAAGGAUACGUCAGAUGGCUUUAUCUCUAACCUAACCAUUCAGAGACAGUACUUCCCUAAUGAUGAAGAUCAGGUUGGGGCAGCCAAAGCUCUGUUGCGUCUCCAGGACACCUACAAUUUGGAUACAGACACCAUCUCAAAGGGUAAUCUUCCAGGAGUAAAACACAAAUCUUUUCUAACAGUUGAGGACUGUUUUGAGUUGGGCAAAGUGGCCUACACAGAAGCAGAUUAUUACCAUACAGAACUGUGGAUGGAACAAGCACUAAGGCAGCUGGAUGAAGGCGAGGUUUCUACCAUUGAUAAAGUCUCUGUUCUAGAUUAUUUGAGCUAUGCGGUAUACCAGCAGGGAGACCUGGAUAAGGCACUUUUGCUCACAAAGAAGCUUCUUGAACUAGAUCCUGAACACCAGAGAGCUAAUGGUAACUUAAAAUAUUUUGAAUAUAUAAUGGCUAAAGAAAAAGAUGCUAAUAAGUCUGCUUCAGAUGACCAAUCUGAUCGGAAAACCACACUGAAGAAAAAAGGGGUUGCUGUGGAUUACCUGCCAGAGAGACAGAAGUACGAAAUGCUGUGCCGUGGGGAGGGUAUCAAAAUGACUCCUCGGAGACAGAAAAAACUCUUUUGCCGUUAUCAUGAUGGAAACCGGAAUCCUAAAUUCAUUCUGGCCCCAGCUAAACAGGAGGAUGAGUGGGACAAGCCUCGUAUUAUUCGCUUCCAUGAUAUUAUCUCUGAUGCAGAAAUUGAAAUUGUCAAAGAUCUAGCAAAACCAAGGCUGAGCCGAGCUACAGUACAUGACCCUGAGACUGGAAAAUUGACCACAGCACAGUACAGAGUAUCUAAGAGUGCCUGGCUCUCUGGCUAUGAAAACCCUGUGGUGUCUCGGAUUAAUAUGAGAAUACAAGAUCUAACAGGACUAGAUGUUUCCACAGCAGAGGAGUUACAGGUAGCAAAUUAUGGAGUUGGAGGACAAUAUGAACCCCAUUUUGAUUUUGCACGGAAAGAUGAACCAGAUGCUUUCAAAGAGCUGGGGACAGGAAAUAGAAUUGCUACAUGGCUGUUUUAUAUGAGUGAUGUGUCAGCAGGAGGAGCCACUGUUUUUCCUGAAGUAGGAGCUAGUGUUUGGCCCAAAAAGGGAACUGCUGUUUUCUGGUAUAAUCUGUUUGCCAGUGGAGAAGGAGAUUACAGUACACGGCAUGCGGCCUGUCCAGUGCUAGUUGGAAACAAAUGGGUAUCUAAUAAAUGGCUCCAUGAACGUGGACAAGAAUUUCGAAGACCAUGCACCUUAUCAGAAUUGGAAUGACAAAUAGGCUUCCCUUCCUCUCCUGCUAUACUCUAAUGUGUCUGAUAUGCACAUUUCCCAGUCUUAACUUUCAAGAGUUUACAAUUGACUAACACUCCAUGAUUGGUUUCAGUCAUGAACCUCAUCCCAUGUUUCAUCUGUGGACAAUCACUAACUUUGUGGGGUUUUUUUCCUUUUAAAAGUAACACUAAAUCACCAUAUUGUACAUAUAAACCUUUAAAGUUCAGUUGGUAUCACAGAGGAUAAAGCAAGGUAGAGUUAAAAAAUAAGGAAUUUUUACAUUUAUAUCUUAAAGAACUUCUUGGUUGGAUUUAAAAAAAACACUUUAUGCAUCUGAUUAUAGUAUUUCACUACA